Messenger RNA from Pongo pygmaeus (Bornean orangutan), 3017 nucleotides. It is a transcript of the gene ULBP1, whose product is annotated as UL16 binding protein 1. The coding region runs from base 55 to 690 and encodes 211 amino acids. NCBI's taxonomy places the organism in Eukaryota, Metazoa, Chordata, Mammalia, Primates, Hominidae. Gene Ontology annotation, cellular component: external side of plasma membrane. The record is from RefSeq and is a predicted model, not a curated record. The transcript is spliced from 4 exons. Gene Ontology annotation, biological process: immune response; antigen processing and presentation of endogenous peptide antigen via MHC class Ib; antigen processing and presentation of endogenous peptide antigen via MHC class I via ER pathway, TAP-independent.
UCCGCCAGUCUCCACUUCUACCGCGCCUCCAGUCCACGGAGCUCCAGGUCUACAAUGGCAGCGGCCGCCAGCCCCGCGUUCCUUCUGUGCCUCCCGCUUCUGCACCUGCUGUCUGGCUGGUCCCGGGCGGGGCGGGUCGACACACACUGUCUUUGCUAUGACUUCAUCAUCACUCCUAAGUCCAGACCUGAACCACAGCGGUGUGAAGUUCAAGGCCUGGUGGAUGAAAGGCUUUUUCUUCACUAUGACUGUGUUAAUCACAAGGCCAAAGCCUUUGCUUCUCUGGGGAAGAAAGUCAAUGUCACAAAAACCUGGGAAGAACAGACUGAAACCUUAAGAGACGUGGUGGAUUUCCUUAAAGGGCAACUGCUUGACAUUCAAGUGGAGAAUUUAAUACCCAUUGAGCCCCUCAUUCUGCAGGCCAGGAUGUCUUGUGAGCAUGAAGCCCACGGACUCAGCAGAGGAUCUUGGCAGUUCCUCUUCAAUGGACAGAAGUUCCUCCUCUUUGACUCAAACAACAGAAAGUGGACAGCGCUUCAUCCUAGAGCCAAGAAGAUGAAAGAGAAGUGGGAGAAGAAUAGGGAUGUGACCAUGUUCUUCCAGAAGAUUUCAAUGGGGGAUUGUAAGAUGUGGCUUGAAGAAUUUUUGAUGUACUGGGAACAAAUGCUGGAUCCAACAAGUGGAAGAUGAUGUCAAGAAGCCCUUGUUAGCCUGGUCUUGUCCCUCCUCUCCCUUCAGGGAGGCCGCCUGUCUACUCACCACUGUGCCUUUCUGGAAAGCAGGCAUUCAAGCCUUAGCAAGCCCACAGGCCCCGGCAGAUGAUGAGGACAUUGUAGACUCAACAUCUCAGGCCACUCAUUACCUUUGCUCAUGAUCCCAGCAGCCAUUUUUCUUAACACCUUCUGCCACUUUCUCUCAGUGCUAAUGGAUGGAAUUCCUGCACAAGUUUUAACUGAACAAGAAAUCCCAGUAAAAGGCAUUUUCUUUCUACUUCUUUGAUUGUGGAAAAGCAGACACUUCUCUGAAGCAUGACCUUAUUCUUCCAAAUGGUAUUGCUAGUCAAAUAGCAUGCAGGACUUCACACCUCAGGGAUCCUUUCGAUGCACUGACCAGGAAUUGUGAUAAUCCUUUUUAUUUUUAUGGCUUUUUACAGUCUCUCAUUCUGUCAACCAUACUGAAGUGAAGUGGCAUAAUCAUCACUGACUGUAAUCUCCAGCUCCUGGGCUCAAGUGAUCCCCUAGACUCAGCCUCUAGAAUAGCUGGGACUACAGACACAUGCCACCAGGCCUGGCAAAUUGUUUUAUUUUUAGGUAGAGAUAGGGUUUUCCUAUGUUGCCCAGGAUGGUCUUCAAAUCUUGGUCUCAAGCAAUCCUACCACCUUGGCGUCCCAGUGCUCUGGGAUUACAGACAUGAACCACAGCGCCUGUUUAGAAAUUUUUAUUUAUUUAAUAUGAAAAUAUUACAUUCAUGAUUAUUUUAUUUAGUAAAUAAAAUAAUAGAGAGCCCAGAAAUCAACGUGCACACCUACCGCCAUCUACUCUUCAACAGAAAUGGGCAAUGUGGGAAAGACUCCCUAUUCGAAAAUUAGUGCUGGGAUAUCUGGCCAACCAUAUGCAGAAUGAAACUGAACCCCUACUUCUCCCCAUAUAUGUAAAAUAACUCAAUAUGGAUGAAAGAUUUAAAUGUAAGUACUAAAACUGUAAAAAUCCUGGAAUACAACCUAAGAAAUACCAAUGUGGACAUAGGGCCUGGCAAAGAUUUCAUGAAGAAGGCACUAAAAACAAUUGCAACAAAAACAAAAAUUGACAAAUGGGGCCUCAUUAAACUAAAGAGCUUCUGCACAGAAAAAGAAACUAGCAACACAGUAAACAGACAGCCUGUAGAAUGGGGAAAACUAUUUGCAAACUCUGCAUCUGAUGAAGGUCCAAUAUCCAGAAUCUACAAGGAACUUAAACAAUUCAACAAGCAAGAAGAAAAAACCCAAUUAAAAUUGGGCAAAGACAUGAACAGACACUUUUCAAAAGAAGACCUACAAUUGGCCAACAAACAUGAAAAAAUGCUCGGUAUCACUAAUCAUCAGAUAAGUACAAAUCAAAACCGCAAUGAGUUACCAUCUCUUACCAGUCACAAAGUCAGAGAUGGUGGUGAGGGUGCAGAGAAAAAGAAACAGACACUGUUGGUGGGAAAGCAAACUUAUUCAGCCGCUGUGGAAAGCAGUUUGGAGAUUUCUCCAAGAACUUAAAAUAGAACUACUAUUCAAUCCCGCAAUCCCACUACUCGGGAUAUAUCCACAGGAAAAUAAUUCAUUUUAUCAAAAAGACACCUGCACCAAUAUGUUCAUUACAGUGCUAUUCUCACCAGCAAGGACAGAGAAUCAAUCUAAGUGCCCAACGACAGUGAAUUGAAUGAAAAAAAUGUGGUACAUAGACACUAUGGAAAACUGUGCAGCCAUGAAACACAAGAAAAUCAUGUCGUUUUCAGCAACAUGGAUGGAACUAGAGGCUAUUAUCCUAAGCAACCUAAUGCAAGAACAGAAAACCACAUACUGCAUGUUCCCAUUUGAAAGUGGCAGCUAAACAUUAAAUUCACAUGAACCACAGAUGCUGGAGAUCACCAGACGGGGGAGAGAGGAGGGGCACCUGGGCUGAAAAAACACCUGUUAGGUAUCAUGCUUACUGUUUGGGCGAUGGGAUCAUUGGGACACCAAGCCUCAGCCUCCCAAAUUCUAACCAUGUAACAAACCUGUAUAUGUACUUUGUAUUAUAUAGGUUGAAAUUAAAGAUGAAUAAAUAAAAUAAAAUGACACAAGGCCCAAAAAAAUGGAGUUAACUGACCAGAGCGAGAGAACUCUGCACUAUGAACCCAAACCCAGUUCAAAAAGAUAAAAUCCAGUCAUUUAAGAUAAUCAUAAAUUGUAUGAUGAUAAUUGUAUAAAAAUUUGUAUGAUGCUGAUUGUAUAAAAAUUAUACAUGAAAGUGCCAAAACCCUAAAAUUAAACACUGUAUAAUGGAAUUACA